Molecule: messenger RNA, 2621 nt
Organism: Haplochromis burtoni (Burton's mouthbrooder)
Lineage: Eukaryota; Metazoa; Chordata; Actinopteri; Cichliformes; Cichlidae
Gene: plex9.2
Product: three prime repair exonuclease 4
Exons: 2
Coding region: 200-922 (240 amino acids)
Biological process (GO): DNA catabolic process
Cellular component (GO): cytoplasm
Molecular function (GO): nucleic acid binding; 3'-5'-DNA exonuclease activity
Source: RefSeq, a predicted model, not a curated record
UUCAAGCUUCCGGUCGGUCACUGCGCAGGUGCUUUAAAACAUGGCGGGGAAAGCUUGACAGACUCGGUGUACAGUAGAACUGUGCCGACCAAAUGUAAUGUUUUAUCGCUAAACACUUUAGGCCAAUGAUGAUAGUCGCUUUUGGACUUUUUUAGCUAACCUCUCCGUUGCUCUCACUAACGGAAGUUAUUUAUUCGUGAUGCAAAAAACUGAGGAAGCUGAAGGCGCUCAACAGUCGCUGGUUUUCUUUGACCUGGAGACGACUGGACUGGAUCCAAAUUGUGAGAUCGUCCAGCUGGCUGCGGUGAGUGGAGGCCACUCGCUGAACCUCUACGUCGUCCCUCGCUGUCGAAUGCAGCGAGGAGCUUCCAAGGUGACUGGCUUCAAGGUUCACAGGCAGAGGCUGUACCUGCACCGGCAGCCUGUUCUCACCAACUCCCUCAGAGAGGUGCUCGUCUCCUUUAUAGCUUUCCUUCAGAUGCUCGGCCGCCCUCUCGUCGUCGGCCACAACAUUCGCCGCUUUGAUUGUGUGCUUCUGGCUCGCGCGCUAGAUGAAUUUGGUCUCAGAGCAGAGUUUGAGUCUUUGGUCUCAGGUUACGUUGACACUCUGCCGCUGUCACGUGAGGUGCUGAAGGACUAUGGGCUGGAGAGUUUUCGACAGGAGAACUUGGUCAGGGAGCUGCUGGGCGUGAGCUACAAGGCCCAUGAUGCUCUGGAGGACGUGCGGGCUUUACAGGCACUGUAUGAUGUUCUUCGGCCCAAGCCGGAAGUGAUCUGCAGGCACAGAUUUACUCUGGACACCAUGGACGACAAAACACCUGUCACAGCUGCCAAAGUGCACUGCAGACUACCAGGACAGCGCCCCCUGUGGGAGCACUUCAAACAGACCGUGACGGUUACGGAGGAUCAUAACAGAACCUGAUACAAUUUUAAUUCAUUAUCUGAGACUUAAGAAAUUAAUAUUAAAAGAAAAUAAGUAAACAUAACGAAAGCCUGUACACUGGAUAUAAGGAAAUAAAGCUUUAUUGCACUUUUCUACAACACAACAUAAGUGGUCGAGCCUUAGGCAGUGUGGGGUAAAUUUUAAAAUGCCUUACUCAUCGUUGACCUAGCAGCUUUACUUUCAUUAUUAUAUUCAGAUAUUUGCUACCAGCUUUAUGACAAAAGAAACUUCAUAUACUUAAUGUUUCAAUGUGUUCUAUAGAAAGCUAUAUUUGACAUUAAUAAAUGUGUUGCAUUUCUACUCUGUUCCAGAUUGUAUACUCUCACAUGCUCUUUUCUGCUCACUAGCAUGUAAAACAUUCCAAUCAGAGAUGCCUACACCGCCCUCCCCUCUCGCUCCUCAGGGCUGACACUGAGGUGUUCAUAAGCGUGUCCUGGGUCUGACCUGCUGCCCAUUCAAAUAUCCUCAAGAGCAUAACAGACACACCCUUCUCUUAAGGCUUUGAUCUUUCCAGGGAGGCUGUGGAGAACAUCAUCAGGUCACCCCAGUCUGCUACACAUUUGCCACUCUAUGACAUUGUGUUAUAACAAACAUUUCUAUGAUAUAAUAGAAAUACUUGCUACAAUACAGUACUGUCACACGGGGGGGCUGUAAAAGUCUGUGUGUGUUGUUCAUGUUCAUGCUCCAGAGGCAGGAAAUAAAAAACAAGUUCAGACCGUACGGUUAACAGAACCUGGCUUUAUUAAACCGUUUUUACAUACAUGUUCUCUGCAGUACCAUGCUACAGCAUCACCACAUUCAAAAAUACUCAACCAUGCCCUGACUACAGACAUAUUCUAGUAAAUGUUCCCCUAAAAGGUUAAAGAAAAUGCAAACUGUAUUUGAAAGUCAUUAGUUUACAGUAAGGAAAAAAAGAGCCACAAACUUCAGGUGUCCAGUAUUCAAGUGAAAAUGUGACUUACAGCAAGAUCGGCAACAAAAAGGUGCGUGAUCAUUAAAUCAGAAGUUACAUUAAAUACAGUACUCCACAAAACGAAGAUAACAUGAAAACAUGGCAAACAAGAGAUGAUUCGUUAACAGUGUUUUGAGCUACAGAAGGAUGAUUUGAGGUAAUCAAGAAAAGUGAUCUAAAAAUAACUUCACAUCCUUCUUAAUACUCUUCUUUUUUUUAAAAAAACAACAGUAAACAAGUAAAGGUUUACCGCAUCUGCACUGGGGACAAUCAACCUACAUCACAAGCGUGAUAAUAAAGCAUUAACACGGCUUCACUCACUCUGAAAAACGUGUUCAGUGGUAGGUUGGCAGGCUGAUAGAGGACCUAUCAUUGAAUAUUUGAGUUGAGAGCCUAUAAAAACUACUACGAGAAGAAAGUGCACAUCAUUAUUGAGUGAAUUCAGAUCGACCCUGGUACUAGAACCGGAAAGUUACACAGAAGUUUGCACCAUUACCGAAAUAAUCUACUAUUACUACUGCACCAACAUGUUGUAAAGUGGUCACCAAAAGAGAUUAUAUUUUAGGAAAAGAAACCUGUUUAGCUAUUAUAAUAAACAUGUAAAACCAUUUACUUCAUAUGUAUCGUCACGUGCUGAUUAAUCGUUACAAACAACAGUCAAAAAAUCUCUCCAAUACAAUAAGGUAUAAAAUUCAAUGCAGCAUUUUGUUGUACAACUGUACAAAA